Molecule: messenger RNA, 852 nt
Organism: Seminavis robusta
Lineage: Eukaryota; Bacillariophyta; Bacillariophyceae; Naviculales; Naviculaceae
Source: the annotation of a GenBank genome assembly
AUGUCCACUUCUGGUCUAUCCGACGGAUUAUCCUUUAUUUCCGACAUCUGCGGUGCACUCAAAAAGUUGAAGCGAACGGGAUGGGUCAAACAUCAGAUACCUCUACCCGAAUCGGACAGCGAUCACAUGCACCGAUGCGCCAUGUGCGCCCUACUGGUGGGUCAACCCGCCGAUCGUCGAGACCAGUGGGCGUACGAGCUAUUUCCACAGUACCAUCCGAGCAAGGUGGACACUACCAAAUUAUUGAGAAUGGCAGUGACGCAUGAUUUGUGUGAAGCCUUGGCAGGCGAUAUUACUCCCUUUUGCGAUCCCUCCUUGGUCGAGAGCAAACACGACAAGGAAGAUCAAGCCAUGGCAGCCAUUCAAAAAGUAGUAGCCGGUCCAUUGGGUCAAGAACUGUACGAUUUGUGGAAGGAAUACGAAGCGCAAACCACAGUGGAAGCCAUUUAUUGCAAGGAUAUUGACAAAUUUGAAAUGGUCGUGCAAGCUUUUGAAUACGAAAAGGAACAUUUAAUGGCCAAGGGACAAGUCGACAAAAAACCGGCUGCCGCUUCUUCUUCUUCAUCUGCUGACGAACCACCACCGGCCAAGAAAUUAAAACUCGAAGGAGUAGCCGCCAAUCCACCCACCAUCGCUGCCACCACCAAGCAUCGAGAUGUCCGAAAGGAUGUCUCUUCCGAACCGUUGCGUGGAUUUUUUGUCUCGACGAACCGAGCCAUUAAAACUCCGCUCUUUCGGAGACUGGAUCGUGAAUUGAGAGAAAGACGGAGGAAGGUCUUGGCAGAAAAAGGGUGGGAAGUCGAUGUGGACGAAGAACAAAUACCAUUGCCGCCGCCAUCGGCUCCGAAAUGA